UCGAUUUGAUUUUAAUGUCAAGUUUCUGUUAGUAAAAACAUUCAUUGAACAAACUCAGUGUUCGGGUGUUCAAAAUAAUGGAGACCAUGGACGUUAAAGUGUUCAAUGCGUUGGGAAAAGAAGGAAUCAAUGGAAUAACCAAAUCUGCUGUCAUUUAUCGUGACGAGUCGGCUCGUUUCAUCUACGUUUGCUAUCACUGUGGUAACAUGUUCGAUGAAAUCAAUGCAACUCUCCAGCACAUCGAAUCUCAUUUUCAAUUGGUCAAUGUUAUGGUCGAUCAGACCUUAACAACUCACAGUCAAUUGACCGUGGAUGGCAACGAGCUGAAUGACAAACUGGCUAUGUCACCAGCCCACGAAAACUUUGACAUUAAGACGGAAAUUCCUGAUGAAUUCGAUGAUAUCCCUGCAAUGUCGGCUGUGUCAAUCAUUCAGACAAUGUUUAGUGAAGAUGAUGAGCCGACGAAAUCGGCGGUGUCGGGGAAAACGAAAAACGUCAAGGAAGAAAAGCCGAAGAGAGUUAGGAAAUCCUCAGCUGCUACGAAAAGGGAGCCCAAGCCCAUAGAAAACCCUUACCGAUGCCACAUCUGCUCCACAGUCGUUAAGAAUUUUUCAACCCUACGAGUUCAUAUGAACAAACAUACGAACGCCGAAGUGUUACGGAUCAACAGAUGCAAGAAAUGUGACGAAUAUUUCAAGAGCGCACCCUCACUUCGAAGUCACGUUGUCAAAGUUCACCUGAGGCAAUCAACCGAAGGGAUUAAAUACAGCGUAAGGGACUUCAAUCGGUAUGAGGAGAAAGAAUCGUUUAAGGAGGAGCUGCAUUCAUGUGAAUUCUGUACGCAACGCUUUUACAUAAAAUCGAAUUUGGACGUUCAUGUAAAUGCAGUCCAUUCUGGCGAGCGACGACUGCAGUGUUCGACAUGCAAUGCACUUUUUACCGCACCAAAGAACUACUACGCUCAUCAAUCGGAACAUAAACGCUUUGGGUCCAAUACUAGUGAAUUCGAUGAGGAGGCAGCACUUGCCAGUAUUGAUGCGCUUAUUGACGAGCGCAUUUCUCAUGAGGUUGGUCAACCAUACCGAUGCUUAAUGUGUGACUUCACAGCGAACAUACAUCACGACAUUCGAGCGCACAUUCGACGGAAACAUGUCUAUCCAAUGUUCCCGGCGCCACUGGAACUGAAGAAGGAAUAUAUUUGUGACUAUUGUGGUGUCAAGCUUAAAUCCAAACACGCCUUGCUCAAACACUUCCUGAUCCAUACGAACACGAAGACGCAUCCCUGCAGAUUUUGUGGUAAAUUGUUUCGAAUAUCGUCGACGACAAAAAUCCAUGAGAGACAGCACACCGGAGAGAAGCCGUACCAGUGCCACGAAUGUGGAAAAGCAUUCAUUUCGAAGGGAUUACUGACUGCGCACAAAAAGACCCACGAGGAUACAACCUAUCCGUGCCAUAUUUGCGGGAAGGUGUUUCGACUACCAUCCGGCUAUCGGAACCACGUCAAAACGCAUCGUGUGGAGCGUGAUUUUAAAUGCACCAUUUGCGGGAAGACAUUCAACACGCGGAUUUAUUGGAAAAGGCACAUGGAUAUACACUCGGAGCGGAAGCAUAAGUGUCACUUUUGCGAUAGUACAUUCAAUACGGGAGAUGGCAGACGACAACACCAGCGACAUAAGCAUAAAUAUGAAAUGAGUUUGCCGAUGUAGAGUGGCGGGAAACAUUCACUGCUCGGUCUAAGGUUCUUUUUAAAUACAGACGAAAAUGAUACGAUCAGUCAGA
Messenger RNA from Bradysia coprophila, 1779 nucleotides. RefSeq lists its product as uncharacterized. Gene Ontology annotation, biological process: regulation of transcription by RNA polymerase II. The record is from RefSeq and is a predicted model, not a curated record. Gene Ontology annotation, molecular function: DNA-binding transcription factor activity; RNA polymerase II cis-regulatory region sequence-specific DNA binding. Lineage: Eukaryota; Metazoa; Arthropoda; Insecta; Diptera; Sciaridae.